Molecule: messenger RNA, 2946 nt
Organism: Thlaspi arvense
Lineage: Eukaryota; Viridiplantae; Streptophyta; Magnoliopsida; Brassicales; Brassicaceae
Source: the annotation of a GenBank genome assembly
GUUAAAAGCUUGAUCGCCACGUCUUUAUUUUUUCUUAUCGAGUAACUUUGUUUAUUUAAUUAUUUUUUUUAACAAUUUUAAUCCAACAAGCUCAGGCUCACAUCUCUCUGCCAAUUAGGGUUGGAUUGGUAAUCAAUACAGGAAAGCGAUGCCACCGAAGGUUGUGAAGAGGGGAGGAGGCGCCGCGAGAAGAGGCGGGAGGCUUACGAGAUCGGCGCUCAAGGCUCAGGAUCCGCCGGUUGAAUCUUCCCAUGAAGAAUCUGUUAAUAUCGGAGAGUUAUCUGGCUCCGAUGCUGUAGAAACGAAGGAGGAGACACCGGAGGUGGAUACGCCUGAUGAGGAAGAGGAUAAAUUAGAUGAGCCGAAUCCAUCUGAUUCGUUCGAUGUCUCUGAAGCUCCAGCGAACUCGGAUAGCUUUCUUCUAUCGAAAAAGGAGACUGAGGGAAAAGAUCCUGUGGAUGAUUUCGGAAAAGAUGAAAGAUUGGAUUUAGAUGACAAUGAACCAGAGUAUGACCCCGAGGAAUAUGGUGGGGAGGAGUUUGAAGAGAGAGAAUUGGAACAGGACGAUCAUGAGUUGGUAAAUGAGGAGGACGAAGAGGUGGAGGAGGAGAUGGAGGUGGAGGAUGAAGCAGGUGAGUUUGCAGACGACGUUGGAGAUGGUCCAGAGGAGCUUGAGAGUGAAGGUGAUGAUGUGCAUGCGGAUGAAGAAGUCAAGCAUGGAGAAACUGUUGAUGUGGAAGAAGAAGAGCAUAAUGAUGUUCUCCAUGAGAGACGUAAGCGUAAGGAGUUUGAGAUAUUUGUUGGAAGCUUGGACAAAGGUGCUACAGAGGAGGACUUAAAGAAAGCGUUUGGUCACGUGGGCGAGGUAACUGAAAUUAGGAUUAUGAAGAAUCCUCAGACAAAGAAGAGCAAGGGUUAUGCUUUCCUGCGUUUUGCAACUGCGGAACAGGCAAAACGAGCUGUUAAAGAGCUUAAAAACCCAAUGAUCAAUGGUAAAAAGUGUGGUGUAACUGCAAGCCAAGAUAAGGAUACCCUCCUCAUUGGUAACAUAUGCAAGACAUGGACCCCAGAAGCUUUGAGGGAGAAGCUGAAACACUAUGGCGUUGAGAAUAUGGAUGAUAUAACUCUGGUAGAGGACAGCAACAAAGUCAACAUGAAUCGAGGGUAUGCCUUUUUGGAAUUCUCAUCUCGCUCAGAUGCCAUGGAUGCUCACAAACGCCUUCUCAAGAAAGAUGUGAUGUUUGGAGUUGAGAUGCCUGCAAAGGUUUCUUUUGCAGAUUCCUCCUUAGAUCCGGAAGAUGAGAUAAUGGCGCAGGUUAAGACUAUAUUCAUUGAUGGUCUGUCACCUUCAUGGAAUGAAGAGCAUGUUAGAGACCUUUUAAAAAGAUACGGUAAACUUGAAAAAAUUGAGCUUGCUCGCAAUAUGCCAUCAGCCAGGAGGAAAGAUUUUGGUUUUGUAACCUUUGAUACUCAUGAAGCUGCUGUGAGCUGUGCCAAGUUCAUCAACAACUCAGAUCUAGGUGAAGGAGAUGACAAGGCAAAAGUGAGAGCACGAUUAUCUAGACCACUUCAGAGAGCAGGUAAAGGCAGACGGUCCAGUCGCUCAGAACACCGGUCUAGGCAUGGGGGUGGACGGUCUGGAAGGAGUUCAUUGGCUCGUCUGCCACCUCGUAGCCUUGCUUCCUCUCGGAGUGCUAGAGGCAUUGGAUCUCGGGCCCCACCUCCUAUUGCAAAGAGAGCUGGUGGAUCUAGAGGAAGACGUCCACGCCCACCUCUACCUCCGCCUGCAAGAUCCAGGCCCUUGCCACCACCUGCAAGAGCCAGGCCCUUGCCACCACCUACAAGAGCUAGGUCAUAUGACAGAAGACCUCCAGUUCCUCCGUAUCCAAAGGCUAGCUUGAAGAGGGACUAUGGUAGGCGUGAUGAUCUUCCUCCUCCAAGAAGCAGACCAGCUGUGAGCUAUAGCUCCAGGCUUUCUCCUGAGAGGCAUCUGUCUUACAGAGAUGAUUAUGCACCCCGUAGUGCUGGUUAUUCAGAUCUUCCUAGAAGUUCUUCUCGCUCAGAAAUGAGGAGGCCGUACGUGGAUGACCUUUACAGUCCGAGAUUUGAAAGACCUCCGACUUACAGUGAAGGAAGAUCUCGUGCUUAUGAACCUCUUCCUCUUCCUGGAUCAAAGCGACCGUAUGCUGCACUGGAUGACAUUCCUCCCCGUUAUGCUGAGGUGGAUGUUCGUCACUCAAGAGCCCGUCUAGACUAUGAUAUAGGCUCAUCUCAAUAUGGGGAAUCGUACGGGGACCGGAUUCCUAGAUCGAGUCUAGGAUAUGGAAGCAGCCGAAAUACUAUGUCAAGUCAAGACUCGCGUGGCCCAUACAGCAGUCGUCAGGGAAUGGACUAUGGAGGAGGCUCUUAUAGUGGUAGCGAUGUAGGAGGAGGAAUGUACUCAUCAGGCUAUGGUACCGACAUACCCAGAAGCGACAUACCCAGAAGAGAUGGAGGAGGUAGCUCGUAUUCUUCAAUUUACUCAAGCCGUGGCUUGGGCGGUAGUAGUUACUCAGGUGGUGGUCCAGGAUCAUACUACUGAAUAUUUGGCGGCAUGCUAAAUUAGGAAGGAGGUUUGGCUAUGCAUCGUCGUGCAGAGACGAAGCAGUUGCCUCUGCAAAAGGACCAAGCUAUAGCCUGGAUGAGAUCGACUGUUGGAAGGUUUAGAGAGUGUUUUUGACUCUUUUUUCCAGAUGUAAUGAUAAGCUUCACUUUCUAUAGAGAUGUCUUUAUUUUUCCUGUGACUGUCAGAAUAAUGGUAAAUGUGGUCGAGGCAUUGUUAUGCCUACAAAGAACAGAGAUUUUAGCUGUGUUUGUAUUUGCCCAUCAAUUUAUAAAAGUUUUCUUUGAAAAUUGCGUUUCUUUUGCUUGGAUUUGAUGCUUGCUCUGUUUUCCUCUCUGUGUGAU